Penicillium daleae is the source of this 1047-nucleotide messenger RNA. Its product is annotated as S-adenosylmethionine-dependent methyltransferase. The transcript is spliced from 3 exons. The coding region runs from base 1 to 1047 and encodes 348 amino acids. NCBI's taxonomy places the organism in Eukaryota, Fungi, Ascomycota, Eurotiomycetes, Eurotiales, Aspergillaceae. The record is from RefSeq and is a predicted model, not a curated record.
AUGAUCGGUACCACAACUGACGAGCCAAUUCACGUGCUCGAUCUGCCCCAGAUCUACCAGAAGGCAUCGGGGACCGAUCUCCUCAAGGCGCUCGCCUUGUUGGCUUUACAGCCACGCACGUUUGGUACCAGUGCGGAGGCUGUCAAGGGACCCUCGGUCCAGCCGGCGGGGGUGACGAGAUAUCUCACCCAGAUCAUCUCCAGUCCGUUGGCAUGGCUGGAGACCGAUGAAUUGCGCGAGGCCGUGUGGGAUGCUGCGGGAGCUCGUCUCAGUGAACGCUCUGGCCGUACCGCCAUGCCGGCCAUGUCGCGCAUUUUCAGUAUUCCCACGUCCUCUGGUGAGGACUAUACCCUCACCUUGCAUGAACCCUCUCUCACCUCGGACAACCUGGGCAUGAAGACCUGGGUGUCGUCCUACCUGCUCUCCCGCCGCCUGCACAAACUGCUCGAGUCUCCGCCUGAACUCGUCCCCGCUCGCUCGACUGGCCCUUCGACCGGGGCAUCUCAAGAAAAGAAGCCACUUCGAGCUCUUGAACUUGGUUCGGGAACUGGUCUGGUGGGUUUAUCCUUUGCAGCAUUGAAGGGCAAGUCAGCCACGGUCCAUUUGACCGACCUCCCCGAGAUCGUGCCGAAUUUGGCUCACAAUGCCGCUCUGAAUGUCGAGCUGCUUAACAACACCGAGGGUACUGUGACCACCGGUAUAUUGGACUGGUCUGUUGCGCCUACACCGUUGCCCACCGCGGAAGAGCGAUUCGACGUGAUCCUCGCGGCCGAUCCAUUGUACUCACCCAACCACCCCAAGUGGCUGGUGGACACAAUCGCGCCCUGGCUGAGCAAGGGGUUAGAUGCUCGCGUUGUCGCAGAGAUGCCAUUGCGCGAUGCGUAUCUACCGCAGGUGCAAGAGUUUCGCCAGCGCAUGACCGAUCUCGGUUUGGCAGUCGUUGAAGAGGGUGAAGAGAUCGGGUACGAUGACUGGGAGAGUUCCGAUGGCGAUGCACUUGCUGUGAAGUGCUGGUGGUCCGUUUGGGGAUGGAGCGAGCAAGUAUGA